AUUAAAUUAUGAUUAUGAUUUUAAAGUAGGUGUUGUUAUAGGGAUCAUAGUAUCAGUCUCUGUAUCAGUCUUUUCUAGACCUUUACUUUUUUGCUAAAACUUUCUUUCCUCUUUUUAAAUUUCAAGUUUCUUGUUAAUUAUUCAAAAUGCGUAAAGCCCAGAAGCUGUUGACCCAAAUGUGGCGGCCAUCCAGCGGUGGGCUUAAAUUGAAAUAUCGGUCUUUCAACCAGCAAAACUUUACUCCCAAGAGUCCUGAAGAGGCACUUAAGCGCCCAACGCAUUACCAGUCUAUGCGCGAAUUCUUUAUGCAUCCGCUGACCUGGGACCGCAACAAUGGCUACUUCAAUGUGGUGCUGGCCCUAAGCAUCUUCGGCUUCUGCUUCUUUAACUCUUGCGCCCCGUGCGAACAACGGAUGAGCGGAAUUGAGGAGCGCUCAGUAAAUCCAGAUAGAUCCAGGUUGGGACCCAAC
This is a messenger RNA of Drosophila gunungcola (fruit fly), 470 nucleotides long. RefSeq lists its product as uncharacterized. NCBI's taxonomy places the organism in Eukaryota, Metazoa, Arthropoda, Insecta, Diptera, Drosophilidae. The transcript has 2 exons. The record is from RefSeq and is a predicted model, not a curated record. The annotation marks the transcript as partial.